Messenger RNA from Sorghum bicolor (sorghum), 1663 nucleotides. Its product is annotated as 3-oxoacyl-[acyl-carrier-protein] reductase 4-like. The transcript is spliced from 11 exons. Gene Ontology annotation, biological process: fatty acid biosynthetic process. Gene Ontology annotation, molecular function: 3-oxoacyl-[acyl-carrier-protein] reductase (NADPH) activity; NAD binding. Bases 404 to 1408 code for a protein of 334 amino acids. Lineage: Eukaryota; Viridiplantae; Streptophyta; Magnoliopsida; Poales; Poaceae. The record is from RefSeq and is a predicted model, not a curated record.
AAAUUGCUAAUAUGGUGAGUAAAAAAUUAUGCAUUAAACUGUACAUUUAUUUAUGUUUUUAUGUGGUCACGGCAGAGCGUCUAAUGUUCUAGGACACUAUACAUAGCAGCCAAUACAGAGUACACUUUCCAUCCACUCACACCUGAGAAGAACUGGACGAGAUCAUCCAGUGGUUGAAAACUUGAAUCGCAUGCAUAUAGUAUUUCCUAUCCACGAUAUAUAGCAGGCUAGCAGCAGCCUGCCAAGUAGUCCAGCGCAAACGGUUUGGGCAGUCAUGCAAAGCAAGCCUCCAUCUAAUCCGCGACGCGUCGCGAGGCAGCCAGCCAUCUUUCUGUUUCCGACGUCUGCUCUAACGAUUCUUUGAAGAAUUUAAGGACCUCAUGAGUCUGUCCCUGCAACAGCAAUGGCUGCCUCCACAGCAUCAUCAUGGUCUGCCGCCGGCGGCCUAAGUGCCACCUCCUGUGUGUCUCCGCCACCGCAGCGCCGCCAUGGCAGCAGCUUGAAGCCGCCGCAGCGCUCUGGACAGCCGGCGGCGACGACCCUAUCCGCAUCAGGGAACCAACCGAACCUAUCGUACUUAGACUGUACGUGUAGGACAAGGACUAGGAGGAGAGGCGACCGAAUCAGAGCUGCCGAUGCCGUGACCAUGGAUGGCUGGGCAGCACGGCUUGAAGCCCCGGUAGCGGUUGUCACUGGAGCGUCUAGAGGGAUUGGCAGAGCCAUAGCUGUGGCACUUGGCAAAGCAGGGUGCAAGGUGAUUGUGAACUAUGCCAAGUCAGGCAUGGAAGCUGAAGAAGUGUGCAGAGAGAUCGAGGAGUCCGGUGGGACGGCGAUCAGCUUCGCUGCCGACGUCUCUUGCGAGGCCGACGUCGAAUCCAUGAUGAGGGCCGCAAUUGAUGCUUGGGGAGCUCUGGAUGUCCUGGUGAACAAUGCAGGGAUUACACGUGACGCGCUGCUGAUGCGGAUGAAGAAGACCCAGUGGCAAGAGGUGGUUGAUGUCAACCUCACCGGCGUUUACUUCUGCGCCCAGGCUGCAGCCACCGUGAUGAUGAAGAGGAAGAAGGGAAGGAUCAUCAACAUCGCAUCAGUUUCCGGUAUCAUCGGCAACGUCGGGCAGGCCAACUACUGCGCCGCCAAGGCUGGGGUUAUUGGCCUCACCAAGGCCAUGGCCAGGGAGUACGGAGGCAGAAACAUCAAUGUGAACGCCGUAGCACCGGGCUGGGUGGCGUCCGACAUGACCAAUAAACUAGGGGACGAUGUGGAAAGGAAGGCGCUCGAGACCAUACCAUUAGGACGGUUUGGGAGGCCAGAAGAGGUUGCCGGGCUGGUGGGGUUCCUGGCUGUUCAUCCUGCCGCUAGUUACAUCACCGGACAGGUGCUCACUAUUGAUGGUGGCUUGUCGAUUUGAAGGGCUUCAUGCCACUAGCUCAUUUCUCUCCAUUUUGUAAUGUUCUGCAUGAAAAUACCUCAAGUACAAGUAAAACUUAUUAUUGAUAAAAAUAUACUCAUGCUAUGCUAUUUUUCCUUUUAUUCUGAGGAUCUUGACAGUGUUUUGACUAUGUAAAAGUGUGACAUUUUCACCGGUAACAAGAUUCCCUAAAUUUAACCUUUGCUCGUGGCCUCGGUGGAUUAGGGGAUCCUGCUAUGGUUCACAUUAGCAUAU